AUGGACGAGGACUGCAUCAAGUCCACCGGGGACUAUUUUCUCCUCUGUGACAACGAGGGGCCAUGGAGCGUUGUUCUGGAGUCCCUGGCAAUACUUGGCAUAGUGGUUACAAUAAUGCUACUCUUGGCAUUUCUCUUCCUCAUGCGAAAGGUGCAAGACUGCAGCCAGUGGAAUGUCCUCCCCACCCAGUUCCUCUUUCUCCUCGGGGUGCUGGGGCUCUUUGGACUAGCUUUUGCCUUCAUCAUCCAGCUCAAUCAACAAACUGCCCCUGUGCGCUUCUUUCUCUUUGGGGUUCUCUUUGCACUCUGCUUCUCAUGCCUCUUGGCUCAUGCCUCCAACCUGGUGAAGCUGGUCCGCAAUGGAGUCUCCUUCUCUUGGACAACAAUGCUGUGCAUUGCAAUUGGGUGCAGCCUGCUGCAGACAAUUAUUGCCAUCGAGUAUGUGACCCUCAUUAUGACCAGGGGUAUGACAUUCAUGAACAUGACACCCUGCCAGCUCAACGUGGACUUUGUCGUACUUCUGGUCUACGUCCUCUUCCUGAUGGCCCUCACGUUCUUUGUCUCCAAAGCCACCCUGUGUGGCCCAUGUGAGAACUGGAAGCAGCAUGGAAGGCUCAUCUUCGUCACUGUGCUCUUCUCCAUCAUUAUCUGGGUGGUGUGGAUCUCCAUGCUGCUGAGAGGCAACCCACAGUUCCAGCGACAGCCCCACUGGGACGACCCGGUCAUCUGCAUCGGCCUGGUCACCAACGCAUGGGUAUUUCUGCUGCUGUACAUCAUUCCUGAGCUCUGCAUUCUCUAUAGAUCGUGUAGGCAGGAAUGCCCUCUACAAGGCAACACCUGCCAGGUCCCAACCUACCAACGCACCUUUUGUGUGGAGAACCAGGAGCUCUCGAGAGCCCGAGACAGUGAUGGAGCCGAGGAGGAUGUAGCAUUAACUCCAUAUGGUACUCCCAUUCAGCCGCAGCCUGUUGAUCCCACGCAAGAGUGUUUCAUCCCACGGGCUAAACUGGGCCCCCAGCAAGAUGCAGGAGUAUAGAGUCUACAGGAAACAUGAGUGGUGACACCCCAGAAGACCAUCCUGGGUAACGUAGAGCUGAUCAGCCACUGGGAAGUCCGCUGAGCCACACCACCAAGGAAGAAUCAGCUCCUUCUUCUGUUUCCUGGCACUUUUCAUCCACCUCGACCCUGCCUCAGAGCACUGCCCU
This is a messenger RNA of Otolemur garnettii (small-eared galago), 1204 nucleotides long. RefSeq names its product G protein-coupled receptor class C group 5 member D (gene GPRC5D). Lineage: Eukaryota; Metazoa; Chordata; Mammalia; Primates; Galagidae. The record is from RefSeq and is a predicted model, not a curated record. Gene Ontology annotation, molecular function: G protein-coupled receptor activity; sevenless binding; protein kinase activator activity. The transcript has 3 exons. Gene Ontology annotation, cellular component: signaling receptor complex; plasma membrane; intracellular membrane-bounded organelle. Gene Ontology annotation, biological process: G protein-coupled receptor signaling pathway; visual perception. The coding region runs from base 1 to 1035 and encodes 344 amino acids.